Messenger RNA from Humulus lupulus (European hop), 2090 nucleotides. RefSeq lists its product as uncharacterized. The coding region runs from base 290 to 1999 and encodes 569 amino acids. Lineage: Eukaryota; Viridiplantae; Streptophyta; Magnoliopsida; Rosales; Cannabaceae. The record is from RefSeq and is a predicted model, not a curated record. Gene Ontology annotation, molecular function: catalytic activity. The transcript is spliced from 2 exons.
UAUUUUCUGUAUUAUCAAAUUUGCUGGAACUUUUGGUUCUAGAUUUUUGGAAGAAAAACAAAGUAGACUUUGAGGUUAAUUUGCUGGGGUUUCAGAUUCAUAAAAUUUAAUGCAUUUAUUUCUUUGGUUUUGAUUGAAUAUGACCAUAGCCAUGAUUCAGUUUGUUUAUUGCAAAUUAUAUAUAUAUAGUUUCUUUUUGUAUAUCAUCCAUGAUUCAGUGGUCUAAUAUACAUUUAUUCAUAAAUGCAUGUGAGAUAAUUGAUAGUAUGAAAAUGAUUUGAUUAGAAAGAUGACAUCAAAGCACAUUGUCAAUAUCUCUGUGUUGUGUUCUACUAUAACAGUUUUCUUUUUGUCACACUCACAGGCCAUUAUAUAUGAUAUGAAUUAUUAUUCUCAGCAAAUUCGAGAUUCAGCAUUUCAGGAUGGAAACACUGUGGAGCCAAGCAAGAAUCAAGACAAGACAAGUGAUAUAAGAAACCACAACAAAGAUGAAGUUGUCUCGUGUAACACAGAGAUAUCCAAGCAGCAGCAGUAUAAUCCUCUUCCACUUGUUAGUGCAAUGAAGACUGUAGCUCAACAAAAAGCUGCCACAUUUCACUUUCCUGCUCACAACAGAGGUCGCAGUGCCCCAUCUUCAUUAACUCAACUCAUUGGUCUCAAACCAUUUAUUCAUGACUUGGCUGCGGUUCCAGAGCUCGACAACCUGGCUUCUCCACACGGGCCCAUUUUAGAUGCACAAAAGGAAGCAGCCAAGCUUUUUGGAGCAUUGGAGACAUGGUUUCUUGUUGGAGGAACCACUUGUGGAAUCCAUGCUGCAAUUAUGGCUACAUGUUCACCAGGAGACUAUCUAAUUCUUCCCCGGAAUUGUCAUUUAUCAGCCAUAUCUGCUAUGGUCUUAUCUGGUGCCGUACCUAAGUACGUCAUACCUGAAUAUGAUGUUGAAUGGGAUAUUUCAGGUGGGGUCAUUCCAUCACAGGUGGAGAAAGCAAUUGAGGAACUAGAGAAAGAAGGUCGAAAACUGGCUGCAGUCUUUGUGACUUCUCCUACUUAUCAUGGAAUAUGCAGCAACAUAAGCGAGAUAUCUCAGCUGUGCCACUCUCAUGGAAUUCCUCUAAUCGUGGAUGAGGCUCACGGGGCUCAUCUCGGGUUUCAUCCUAACAUGCCCAACUCAGCACUUCAGCAAGGGGCUGAUUUGGUUGCUCAAUCAACUCACAAAGUUCUUUGCUCUUUGACACAGUCAUCAAUGUUGCACAUGUCGGGCAAUCUUGUAGAUAAAGAAAAAGUCUCCGGAUGCCUUCGAUUGCUUCAAAGCACUAGUCCUAGUUAUCUUCUUCUAGCAUCAUUAGAUGCAGCUCGACACCAACUUACUGAAAACCCAGAAGCCUUAUUUGACAAAGCACUGCAAAUAGCUGCUGAGGCUAAGAAAGUGAUAAGAACACUUCCCGGCAUUUCCAUACUCAACUCUAAGAGUUUCCCAAAGUUCCCAGUUAUGGAUCCAUUAAGGCUCACCAUUGGUUUUAAACAGUUGAACGUGUCUGGCUAUAAAGCAAAUGAAAUUUUGUACGUAGAUAAUGAGAUUAUAUGUGAACUUGCUGGAACCACAUCUGUUACUUGUGCAUUUAAUCUUGGAACUUGUAGAGAACAUGUUGAGAGGUUAGUGUUUGGCCUAAAGAAUAUAGUGUCAUCUGCAGCACUGACUCAGGGAGCGAUAGAGAAGGUAACCCAUGGUGUGGUUACACCUUUUGCUAAUUUCACCACAAGCUUAAUUCCAAGAGAGGCCUUUUUUAGAAGCAAAAUGAAAGUAAGCAUUGGAGACUGCCUUGGGGAAGUUUGUGGGGAGCUUAUAUGCUCAUUCCCACCAGGAAUUCCAGUGCUGAUCCCUGGUGAGACUAUUACACAAAGAGCUUUGGAUUAUCUUUUUGAUGUUAGAAGUAAGGGUGCCCUCAUCAGUGGUGCUUCAGAUCCACAACUCUCUUCCAUACUUGUCUGCAACAAGUAGAGCACAUUUGGGUUCAAGUUCAACUCUGUUAUCAAUGUUAAUGUUCAACUCCAACUUAGUCUAGCUGGUGUGAAAGUUAUUGAUUAUACAU